Durio zibethinus is the source of this 1272-nucleotide messenger RNA. RefSeq lists its product as uncharacterized. Lineage: Eukaryota; Viridiplantae; Streptophyta; Magnoliopsida; Malvales; Malvaceae. The record is from RefSeq and is a predicted model, not a curated record.
UUUGUUCUGAGCGUAUUAAGGACAAACCGACAAAGCAUCUCGAUUGCUGUAUGCAUUUCCUGCGUCAAUCUCCCGUCUUCUCAUCUCCUCCUCUGUUUCUUCUGUCAUGGCAACGCCACCACCUCUGCCCCUCCCUGUCGAUUUCUGCGCCAUCUUAUCCGAAUCCAAACGCAUCAUCAACGCCCACUCCCGCCACUUCCUAGCUCUCUCUGUCCUCUUCCUUCUCCCUCUCUCCUUCUCCUUCUCCGCCUACCACGCCGUCUAUCAACUCUUCUCCCAAUCCUCUACUCCCACCAUCGAAACCCACCUCAGCUUCCUCAGCCCUUUUCAACAACAGCCCCCCAUCUUACCCGCUAAACCCCUCAUCUUCACUCUCCUUUACACCCUCUUUAUCUUCAUCUUCUCUCUCUUCGCCACUGGUUCCAUCACUUACAGCGUUUUCCACAGCUUUUAUGGCCGACCCGUCAAGCUCGUAUACGCUAUCAAGUCAGCUUUCACUUCGUUCUUCCCUCUCGUGGCAACUUGCCUUAUAUCCGAGCUUAUCAUUUCUGGGUUCCUUUUAAUUCUUGGUUUAGUCCUUUUUUCAUUAGUCAAAGCAACCCAACUUUUAGGCUUCCAAGUUAAUUUCUCUUCACCUUAUUUCAUUUUCCUUUGUCUGGUUUUCUUAAUUAUUUUCAGCUGUAUUGUGGUUUAUUUACAAGUGAAUUGGGCAUUUGCUUAUGUUGUUGUCGUCAUUGAAUCGAGCUGGGGACUUGAACCAUUGAAACGAAGUAAAAAUUUAGUUAAAGGCAUGAAAUGGAUUGCUUUUUCGAUGCUUCUGUUUUACGGGUUCUUCAGUGGGAUUUUAACGUGGGUCUCAGCUGCAGGAUGGGAUGAAGCAGUUGCUGAUAAAUGGAAAAGUUGGGCAUUUGUUAUACAUAUUGUGGUCACUUCCACUUUCUUAAUGUUGCUUAUACUUUCUAAUUUGGCUGCAAUUACAGUUUUUUAUAUGUAUUCCAAGGCUAUACAUGGAGAGCUUGCUGGGGAGAUUGCUGAAGAGUUUGCAAGAGAGUAUGUAAGUUUGCCUUUUGAUGAUGGGAAAGUUCCUCAUGUUGUUUCCGUUGUUUAUGGUUGAUGAAAAUUUCUAGUUUUAGGUGUAUAUAUGAAAAGAAAGAUGUGUGAACAAGUUAAAGAAAUGUUUCAGAUUUGUAAGAAUAGUCAAAUGUUGAACGUUUUUGAGUUGGUUAUGUUUCUCUUUGCAUAUAUAUGGGAGAAAACUGUUUAGCUUGUUAA